Molecule: messenger RNA, 2754 nt
Organism: Myotis brandtii (Brandt's bat)
Lineage: Eukaryota; Metazoa; Chordata; Mammalia; Chiroptera; Vespertilionidae
Gene: GPR19
Product: G protein-coupled receptor 19
Exons: 9
Coding region: 1449-2702 (417 amino acids)
Biological process (GO): G protein-coupled receptor signaling pathway
Cellular component (GO): plasma membrane
Molecular function (GO): G protein-coupled receptor activity
Source: RefSeq, a predicted model, not a curated record
AAAAAAUUCAAAACUUCCUGCUCGGUGAUGGCCAACCAAAUCUGGCCCUCGAGAAAGGUGGGUCACGUUGCUCCGAUGGCUGCGAGCACACAACACUGCAUUCUCCGAGAUUUUGCAGCCACAGCUCUACAGGCCUGAACAUGGGCCACCUGCACAAGCAUUGGAUUUUGUCCUGCAACAUCUUAAAGGGAGUGGGGUCAUCCAGCUAUAAGAGGCAUGACAUCUCAGUAUAGUGUCACAGACCCCUUGGAAAGUUUUUACCUGGCCCAGCCUGAAGACCUGCUCUACCGGACUGAACACUGAGUAACCUCUGGUUGAUGACAAGGGAAGGCAGAAACAACGGAAUUUCAAGAAUGGCUUCUAAAACAGUAGCCUGGAUUCGAAGCCUGUGGUCUGGAUGCACAUUCCUAGUUUGAAUUUCAGAAGGUGUGGAUCUCAAGCAUCUCCCAGUGAAGGCUGUAGGUCUUUGAUGAAUGGCUUCACAAAAGUCAGAAGUCCCAGCCUGAAGAGAAAUACGUUUCUCAUGUUCUUUCCACCACUUGGUGAUGGCACUCUACAGUCAUUCUAUGAAGCUGGCAUUUUCAUUCCGUUGCAACUAAACUGUUUUUUUAAAAAAAUAUUUUUAAAAUUGAUUUUUUAGAGAAAGAGGGAGAGAGAGAGAGAAACAUUGAUGUGAGAGCUGCCUCCCUCCCUAGGCAUGUGCCUAGAACCUGAAUCGAACCAGCAACCCUUCAGUGCAAUAGACAGUGCCCAACCAACAGCUACACCAGCCAAGGCACCCCUACACAGAUUUUUCAGGAAAGUAGCUGUAGAGGAUGGAGUUACCAUCGCAGUGUCCACACAAAUUCCUAGAGUCCUUUCAAGAUUUAGGGUCAGCAACAAUUCAGUAAGCCAGCUGGGUCCCAUGGUGACCGGUUCUGAAAGAAAUCAUCCCCUUCAGCAGUUACCUAGCACCAUGGCAACCGAGACGUCAGCAAAGCAGGAUAGACCUUGGAACAAAACAGCUCCUACCAGGCUUUCUCCCUGCUACUCUAAUUCAGCCCUGUCUGAGGCCUAGGGAUGGGGUGAAAGACGUGCAGACAGCCACACUCAGGAAAUCCUGUGUAUUUCGGUGACUUUUCCGAAGCGGGCUGUGAGCCAAGGCAAAGGCAGAGGACAGAUAUGAAUGUGUUCCCAAGCUUUCCUGGUGGCUUAUGGCAUUCUCCAAACUCCCAUGUAAGGGCUAUUGCUGACCAAGAAGACCCAAGGAGACUGGCUCUAAGAUCAAGUCCGGAUGGAGAUGAUGUCAACAAUUGAUUUGGUUACACAUUUUGUUCAGUUGAUGCCACUAGAAGAUUGAAUCAGCUUGCCUGGCUAAAACAGAUCCCCAGUGAAAUCUAUAUUUAAUCUUGAAUUAUCCCAGUAGUCACAUUCUGUACCCCCAAAUAACCCAAACUAAGAGGAAAAAAAUGAAUAUGGUUUUUGCUCACAGGAUGGAGAACAGCAAGCCGCCUGUGGUUAUCCCGACUCUUCUGGUGCCCCUCCAAAACCACAGCUGCCCCGACACGGCCACCCCCCGGCCAAGCCAUGACCUGGCGGAAUUACAUGAGGAGCACGGCUGGAUGAGCAACAGAACAGACCCGCAGUAUGGACUGAAACCCGGGGAAGUGGCCACGGCCAGCAUUUUGUUUGGGACCCUGUGGUUGUUUUCUGUCUUCGGCAAUUCCCUGGUUUGUUUGGUCAUCCACAGGAGUCGAAGGACUCAGUCCACCACCAACUACUUUGUGGUCUCCAUGGCGUGUGCCGAUCUGCUCAUCAGCAUCGCCAGCUCGCCGUUCGUCCUGCUGCAGUUCACCACUGGCAAGUGGACACUUGGCAGCGCCCUGUGCAAGAUGGUGCGAUACUUUCAGUAUCUCACCCCGGGCGUCCAGAUCUAUGUCCUCCUCUCCAUCUGCAUAGACCGCUUCUAUACCAUUGUCUAUCCUCUGAGCUUCAAGGUGUCCAGGGAAAAAGCCAAGAAAAUGAUCGCAGCGUCAUGGAUCUUCAACGCAGCCUUUGUGUCCCCCGUGUUCUUUUUCUACGGCUCCAGCUGGGACAAUCAUUGCAAUUAUUUCCUCCCUUCCUCUUGGGAGGGAACUGCCUAUACUGUCAUCCAUUUCUUGGUGGGCUUUGUGAUCCCAUCUGUCCUCAUCAUCUUAUUUUACCAGAAGGUCGUAAAGUAUAUUUGGAGAAUAGGCACUGAUGGCCGAACUGUGAGGAGGACAAUGAACAUUGUCCCAAGGACAAAAGUGAAGACGGUCAAGAUGUUCCUCAUUUUGAACCUAUUGUUUCUGCUCUCCUGGCUGCCUUUUCAUGUGGUUCAGCUGUGGCACCCUGAGGAACGAGACUAUAAGAAAAGUUCCCUUGUGUUCGCAGCAAUCACGUGCAUAUCCUUUAGUUCUUCAGCCUCUAAGCCUACUCUGUAUUCCAUUUAUAAUGCUAGUUUCAGGAGAGGAAUGAAAGAGACCUUUUGCAUGUCCUCGAUGAAAUGUUACCGAAGCAAUGCCUAUACUAUCACAACCAGUUCGAGGAUGGCCAAAAAAAACUACGUGGGGAUUUCAGAAAUCCCUCCCAUGGCCAAAACGAUAACCAAAGACUCAAUCUAUGAUUCCUUUGACAGAGAAGCCAAGGAAAAGAAACUUGCUUGGCCCAUUAACUCAAAUCCACCAAACACUUUUGUCUAAAAUCUCAGAAUUCUUUCGAUUAUUGUUAUGCGCCAGAGAUUAAAAACUUUAA